AUGGUUGUUAUUAUAAUUGUUUCUCUAAGAAUUGGCGCUGUGGUUGUUACUGAUGCUGUUGUUGUUGUGGUAGUUAUUGGUGUUGUUGUGGUUGUUGUUGGUGUUGUUGUGGUUGUUGUUGGUGUUGUUGUUGUUGUUGUGGUUGUUGUAGUCGUUGUCGUUGUUGUGGUUGUUGUUGUUGUCGUUGUGGUUGUUGUUGUUGUCGUUGUUGGUGUUGUUGUCGUUGUGGUUGUUGUCGUUGUUGUUGGUGUUGUUGUCGUUGUUGUUGUUGUUGUCGUGGUUGUCGUUGUUGUUGUUGUUGUGGUUGUUGUGGUUGUUGUUGGCGUUGUUGUGGUUGUUGUGGUUGUUGUUGGUGUUGUUGUCGUUGUUGUUGUUGUUGUCGUGGUUGUUGUGGUUGUUGUGGUUGUUGUGGUUGUUGUGGUUGUCGUUGUUGUUGUUGUUGUUGUUGUGGUUGUUGUGGUUGGUGUUGUUGUCGUUGUGGUUGUUGUCGUUGUUGGUGUUGUUGUCGUUGUGGUUGUUGUCGUUGUUGUAGUUGUUGUUGGCGUUGUUGUCGUUGUUGUGGUUGUUGUUGUUGUUGUGGUUGUUGUGGUUGUUGUUGUUGUUGUCGUGGUUGUUGUUGUUGUCGUGGUUGUUGUUGUUGUCGUGGUUGUUGUGGUUGUUGUGGUUGGUGUUGUCGUUGUGGUUGUUGUGGUUGUUGUUGGUGUUGUUGUGGUGGUUGUCGUCGUUGUGGUGGUUGUCGUCGUUGUGGUAGUUGUCGUUGUUGUGGUAGUUGUUGUUGUUGUGGUAGUUGUCGUUGUUGUGGUAGUUGUCGUUGUUGUGGUAGUUGUCGUUGUUGUGGUGGUUGUCGUAGUCGUCGUUGUUGUUGUUGUUGUAUUCCAUUUCAAUCCUGCAUUAAAUGGAUUUCUAUUGCUUGUUAUAUAUUUAUAUAUUACAUCCAACAUAAUUUUCUUAAUCUGA
Molecule: messenger RNA, 957 nt
Organism: Dracunculus medinensis (Guinea worm)
Lineage: Eukaryota; Metazoa; Nematoda; Chromadorea; Rhabditida; Dracunculidae
Source: the annotation of a GenBank genome assembly